ACUUUCUCAUUGUCUUCUUGAUAUUGUAAAAAGGAGAGAGGAGAAGAAAGCAAAGUAGUGUUAGAGGAGAUGGAGCAAGAGAGCCAAAACGGUGCGUAUGAUGGUAGAGUUAUGACGGAGGAGCAAAUGGAGACUCUCCGUAAGCAAAUCGCCAUUUACGCCGUUAUUUGUGACCAGCUCGUCCUCCUCCACAACUCUCUCUCUUAUUUCCCUCCUCUCUCAUCAGGGAUGAAUCCAAUGGACGGCGGAUACUUUGAUCCGAUGGUGGCGUCUUCAAGCGCUCAUGGAAUGUCGACUCGGCAUCGAUGGACUCCAACGUCGACGCAACUUCAGAUUCUCGAGAACAUUUACAAGGAAGGAAGUGGAACACCAAAUCCGCGGAGGAUUAGAGAGAUCACUACGGAGCUGUCUGAACACGGGCAAAUCACUGAGAAAAAUGUUUAUAAUUGGUUUCAAAACCGACGAGCUCGGUCCAAACGAAAGCAGGCUCAGACGACGACAAUGACUGCUCAGGCAGAUGAUACGGUGGUGACUGCUGAAGAUAGAAGGAGUUGUGGAGAUUCUGGAGGAGGGUUUGAGUCUUAUGAGCAUAUACUCUUCCCAAGUCCUGAUUUAGGGAUUGAGCAUUUGUUGAGUAGGGACAAGUUUAUGGAGAGCUAAAUUCAUAGACUGACGUGAAAUGAAGAUGAAGUAUUCUAAACUCUUCUCUCUGUUUUCAUUAGACUAAAGAAAAUAUUCGAUUGUCUCAAUAAAAGUAUGCUAUUGUG
Molecule: messenger RNA, 767 nt
Organism: Arabidopsis arenosa
Lineage: Eukaryota; Viridiplantae; Streptophyta; Magnoliopsida; Brassicales; Brassicaceae
Source: the annotation of a GenBank genome assembly